Sphaerulina musiva SO2202 is the source of this 1157-nucleotide messenger RNA. Its product is annotated as xylose isomerase-like protein. The record is from RefSeq and is a predicted model, not a curated record. Lineage: Eukaryota; Fungi; Ascomycota; Dothideomycetes; Mycosphaerellales; Mycosphaerellaceae. The transcript has 2 exons. The coding region runs from base 108 to 1157 and encodes 349 amino acids.
CUCAUUCAGCACACCAACAGACAACGGGAGACACAGCGUCAUCGGUCUUCUUCUUCUUCCAGUGCAGACGCAGACAUUAUUCCGCCUACCAUCAAGGGACAAAAGAAAUGCCAUGUCGUCCAGCAAUCAGUUCUCAAUCCCUCGGUCGUGCGUGUGAGCAUACCCUGUUCCCCAAAAUCAAGGCAGCAUCCGAAGCAGGCUUCGAAGGAAUUGAAACCUUCUACGAAGACUUGGCGUAUCUGGCAGAUGUCUAUACUCAAGAACGACUGGAAGACCAUGGCGCUACAGAGAAGACGACCGAAGCUCACGCCAGCGAGCUGAGUGAAGGCGAUCUGCUACGAGCUGCUCAGGACGUGAGAGAUUGGUGUACACAAUUCCACCUAGAGAUCAUCGCUUUACAACCUUUUCAGACCUACGAAGCCUUGAAAUUCACUUCUGCACAUGGUGAAAAAUUGAUGCUUCGUCUCUGGCUACCUCUGUGCCACAAGUUACAGACACAAAUAAUACUGCUUCCUUCGAGCCCAUUGCCUCCCACGCAGCUCAGCGAAGAAGCCAUCAGCACGACUCUCUGCAAAGCAGCUGAUCUUGACGCAACCGAGCGACCACCAGUAAAGCUCGCAUACGAGGCACUAGCCUGGGGCACACUCGUCGAUAAAUGGGACUAUUUCUGGAAGGAGGUGCAACAAGCCAACAGAGAGAAUUUGGGAAUAUGUAUCGACACAUUCAACUUGGCUGGUCGCGUUUACGCCGAUCCUACCUCUCCCGACAGACGUCUUUUCCCCGACGAGCAGGAAAUCGAAUACUCCUUGGACGUGCUGAAGAAAGAUUUGGACAUGAGCCAGGCCUUCUACGUACAAAUCGUGAAUGCCGAGGAUAUGGAGCGUCCGAUUGUGCAAGUUCAUGCUUGGUACAAAAAAGAACAACCUGCGAGAGUGACUUGGAGUAGAAAUGCUAGACUGUUCGCUUAUGAGGAAGGCGUGUAUUUUCCUGUGAGAAGGAUCAUGGAAGUGCUAAUAAAGGACUGCAAAUAUGAAGGAUGGGUGAGUAUAGAGCUUUUCAAUAUGGGUUUGGUCGACUCGAGCUCGAGUGUGCCGAGAGAAUAUGCGGAGAGAGGUAUGGAGAGUUGGAAGAGGCUGGAGGAGGAUUUUGGCCUCUGA